This is a messenger RNA of Theobroma cacao (cacao), 1610 nucleotides long. Lineage: Eukaryota; Viridiplantae; Streptophyta; Magnoliopsida; Malvales; Malvaceae. The record is from RefSeq and is a predicted model, not a curated record.
AAAGUUGACAUAAAAUCAUUGAGGGGUAACUUUAAAUUGAAACUUUGUGGUUCCAAUAUUUGAACAUUAAGCCAAAACAUUUGACAAUUACAUUGAAAGGGUAAGAAAGCAAAGUCCAAUAGAGGUCACCUUCUCCAAUCAAGAAGGCCCCAUAAUUCUUUUUCCCAUGUUUACAUGGAACCUAAGGGCUCAAAUCAUCAUCCACAAGAGGUGCCCACCUUCUUGAUUCCUCCCCAAAAGGCGAACAUGGCAGAGAACAACAAGCCUGCAGAGAUCAAAAACUUCCAAAUCAUGAUUGCGAGCAAAGAUGAUAACAAGAAGCAACUAGCACCCAAGAGAAGCUCAAACAAAGACAGGCACAAGAAAGUUGAUGGAAGAGGUAGACGAAUAAGGAUGCCAGCUCUAUGCGCGGCCAGGAUUUUUCAAUUGACCAGAGAAUUGGGUCAUAAAUCCGAUGGAGAGACGAUUCAGUGGCUGUUGCAGCAAGCUGAACCAUCGAUCAUAGCCGCAACUGGAACUGGGACUAUUCCUGCUUCAGCUCUGGCAGCUGCAGGAACCUCUGUUUCUGAGCAGGGGAACUCUGUUCCAGCAGGUUUGCAUACAAAAAUCGAAGGACUGGGGUCAGGUAUUGGGUCCAGAGAUAGGAACAACUGGUCAAUGAUGAGUGGAAAUAUAGAAAGAUCUCACAUUCCAAGUGGGGCAUGGCCUUCUAUUAAUGGAAUUGCAUCAGGGUUUGCUCAAGGUUCAGGGCAACUCACAUCAGCAUCAAAUUUUGGAAGUGAAAACUCCAAUAACAUCCCAAAAUAUGGGUUCCAUGGGCUUGAAUUUCCACAUAUGAAUAUGGGUUUUGUGAGUUUUUCCUCGUUGCUUAACGGUAGCAAUCAGCAGGUUCCAGGUUUGGAGCUUGGGCUUUCACAGGAUCCGCAUUUUGGAGUGUUGAAUUCUCAAGCUUUUAGCCAGUUUUACCAGCAGAUGGGGCAGCAGCGAGGUGGUGUAGGCUCCUUGAAUCAGCAGCAGCAGCUUUCUGAUAAGGAUGAUUCCCAAGGAUCUAAACAGUAGCUACAAGCAUUAAAGAAGAAGAGCUCAAUUUUGGUCAGUACCGAGUCACUUAAGUUUAGAAGCUGGUAGUCGAACCCCAUUAUGUUGUCUUCAUAGACGAGAAAUUAGAGAUGAGUUCUGAAGAGCACAAUGGCUUGGAAAUUGGAUUUGGUUUGCUUCUUGUUAAACUUUGAGGUGUGUUAUUAUAGUCUACAACAAUUUUGUUGGGAAAAUAUCGCUUGUUUGCUUUACAUGUCCAAAGUAGCGUUCUGUUUUUAAUACUGUAGGAUUUCCAUUUUGAAUGUUGAAGUAGAGAUUUAGAAUGUUACAGAAAUUACAGCAUAUUUCUUAUGUGCGAUAGUCAUUCGGUAUCCUGAUGCGUCCAACAGAGCUAAUUUCAGAUAACUUUAGUACUCUCUCUGUAACAUUGGAUCUUUAUUAGCUUUGCCUACAUACACGAGAUUUCUUCCUUCAAAGAGAUGAUGAAGAAAAUCUUGUUGCAGAGCUAAGUGUUUAUAUUUGAUGCAUUAUCAAUAUAUAAGAUUAUAUAGUCAAAUUGUAUUAAACAUAAA